AUGUUAUUUAUUGAGCAACAGCUCCGUGGUAGUGGAUUCUCUCAUGGAAUUGUGGAAUCAUCUGAGAUAGCACCUCCGCAACAGCAACUUAGGCAGUUGAGCAGUGAAGUGGCCACGGGCAGAAAUGUCGAGCAACAUCAACCUGUGCUGCCUGCGAUAUUGGUACCAAAAAGUGAACAAAUGGAUGAUGCAUAUAAUGAAAAAUCCAUGGAUGAGUAUGUGCUGGGAUAUGACACAAAUGAAACAGAUGAAAGAGCUAGAUCUCCACGUGGUGAACAAAAUCUCAACCAAAGCUCAAGUGCUGUGGGACGUCCGCAGACGCAGGCGACGACACGUCGAGGAGGACAGCGCGGGCGAAGACCGCCAGAGCGCAGCGCCUCCGCUGCUGCCUCUGGGCCAGACGGCACGCCCUCGGGGCGAUCCAGCCGCAAGCUCUACUUCACGUGCGGCGAAUGCCCCGCCAGCUUCUCUUCGCACCAGUGCCUCGUCUUACACAAACGCGCGCACACCGGAGGGCGGCUGUUCCGCUGCGACGUGUGCCACAUCGCCUUCACGAAGCUGAGCACCCUGGUGACGCACAGAGCCAUCCACACCGGGGAGCGCGCCUACAGGUGCGACGUGUGCGGCAAAGCCUUCAACCGCUCCAACAUCCUGAGCCGCCACAAGCGAGCGCACACGGGCGAGCGGCCGUACAGCUGCCACGUGUGCGGAAUGGCCUUCUCGCAGUCGGGCAGCCUGGCCCGCCACCUGAUCACGGCCCACAAUGUAACUCCGCGCGGGAGGCAGCCAGCCGGUCAAGUGAACUCUUCCACGGGCGCAGACGCGCAAGGGGGCGGACGCAAUAGCUGAUGUGGUCGGUGAAAGUUCGCUCCCUUGGGUAUGCCCUAAACGCCGACAUUCGGUGGGUAGGGCAAAUACCGAAUGUUCGUCGCUCGGCAAAUAGCAAGCGCCUCAAGACGGCUCCACACAUGCUGUAUUCGGCGGAUCCCGAGUAGUGUGGACGGGUUG
Messenger RNA from Gryllus bimaculatus (two-spotted cricket), 1008 nucleotides. The record is from the annotation of a GenBank genome assembly. Lineage: Eukaryota; Metazoa; Arthropoda; Insecta; Orthoptera; Gryllidae.